Molecule: messenger RNA, 471 nt
Organism: Rotaria sordida
Lineage: Eukaryota; Metazoa; Rotifera; Eurotatoria; Philodinida; Philodinidae
Source: the annotation of a GenBank genome assembly
AUGAACAGUUGGAUUGAAGAUGAAAGUGAUGAUGAAGAUUCUUAUGACCAAGGAAGUGCUUCGGAAACGCAAGACGCUGAAAGUCAAACAUCAGAAGAAGAUGAUGAAAUUGAUUUAGAAAAUCUUAAAUUAGACGACGAUUCUACUCCAAAAAGUUUAUAUAGUUCCAAAUCCGGAAUCACCUGGUCUUCAAUUCCGUAUCCUUCAAAGAAAGCAAAGUCUUCAAAUGAUACAAGUGAAAAGGCUGGACCUACUAAACUCACGGAAGAUGUAUCAUCUAUUCAAGAUGCAUUUAUUUGUUUUAUAUUGGAAAAAAUUAUACAAAAAAUUUUGAUUUAUUCUAAUAUGGAACGUACUCGAAAUAUCGCUUCCAAUGAAAAAUCAGAAGAUAUAACAAUGAUGGAACUAAAAGCUUUUAUUGGACUUUUAUUACUUGCUGGUUUAUUAGGAAAAUCGAAAAAAAAACAUUAA